This is a messenger RNA of Sander lucioperca (pikeperch), 648 nucleotides long. RefSeq lists its product as uncharacterized. Lineage: Eukaryota; Metazoa; Chordata; Actinopteri; Perciformes; Percidae. The transcript has 4 exons. Bases 1 to 648 code for a protein of 215 amino acids. The record is from RefSeq and is a predicted model, not a curated record.
AUGUAUUUAAGUAAUAAAAUACACAACAUUGUUGUUGUUGCAGACUAUCUCUCAGCAUUCCACUUCAAUGAGAAUGCCAACCGGCCACAGUCAACAAGUGCUCUGGGAGGUCCUGCCUUUAAACUGGCCUUCCCUAAAGCGAAGAAAGGGGGAUACAGCCUCAAACGAAGGAAAAUUGAGCCGACAUUCUGCUAUGUAAAUGAACUCAUCGCCCUCACAUUUGAGAGUGUUGUCCCUGACCCAGCACCUUUUACUGAAGAGCUGCAGAAGAUCACCAUUCCAGAGGAUCUUUGUGCUGAGUUCUCGGUGCCAUCCAUGGAAGAGGCCAUUGCAGGAUUUGUGUCACGCUUCAAUCCAGCACAGGUCGAAAACCAGUUGAGGGGAGCCAGUCAGAGCUCAGGUGGACCGACAACCUCAACAACGGUAGUGCAAGAAGGAGCAACGGCAGAGUGUCAGAUGGCCGCCCACCAAGAGCCUGGUUCUGUCCGAGGUUUCUGCCUGUUAAAAGGAAGUUUUCCUCGCCACUGUCGCACAAAACGCUUGCUCUUGGGGGAAUUGUUGGGUCUCUAUAAAAUUUUAUUAAACAUUUGUAAGCUUCUGUUGUCAAUUGUUUCACUGCUGUGGCCCUCACACUUAUUGGUGUUGUAA